This is a messenger RNA of Chelonus insularis, 6783 nucleotides long. RefSeq names its product Hormone receptor 3 (gene Hr3). The record is from RefSeq and is a predicted model, not a curated record. The transcript has 10 exons. NCBI's taxonomy places the organism in Eukaryota, Metazoa, Arthropoda, Insecta, Hymenoptera, Braconidae. The coding region runs from base 1270 to 3120 and encodes 616 amino acids. Gene Ontology annotation, biological process: regulation of transcription by RNA polymerase II. Gene Ontology annotation, molecular function: RNA polymerase II cis-regulatory region sequence-specific DNA binding; zinc ion binding; nuclear receptor activity. Gene Ontology annotation, cellular component: nucleus.
UGUAAGAAUCAUAUCUCAGAGCGGUGUCACCAUCAGGCCGAAUCUUGUUAUCAAUUACAGAUUUACCGACGCACACAACUCAAACAAUUGUCACGCGCUUAAAUCAUUUUGAAAUGACGAUAAUAAUAACAACAAACAAGUUGUACCUUUAACACUUGUGGGGGGAGUGCGUUUAUGCGUACGACUGAUAGUUAAAAUAGAAAGAGAGUGAGGGAAAGAAAAAGGAAUAGGGGACAGAGUACGAUUGCGCGCGCGGAUCCAGUACUCAGAUAAUAAAUGAAUCCCGCGCGGUGAAUAGACGCGAAUGAGCGGGAGUUCAGAACAGACCGUUCCGAGUGUACGAAACGGUGAGUUUGGUUGUUGUACCUGAACUUAGUGGAUUUUUAACUCAAAUUAAUCACCAUUAUAUUAGUUGAUUAAAUAAUUAUAUCUGUCUGUUGAUCAAUUGAUAGUUAAAUUAAAGAAAGUGUUUGAAUUUUUUUUAUUCAGAAUUUAUUCAAAGUUUAUUUUAGUUGGAAUUAUUAUCAGAAGUCAUGUGAUUAAUGUUCACUUAACUUUAUUGAACUAUAUAAACAUAUAUUAUGAUAUUGAAAUAAAGAUUUUAAUUAGUUGAUGAAUAAAAGUCAAUUUUUAUAUGAAAUUACCAAGCCAUUUGAGUGAAAAAAUAUUCAAGGAUUAGAGGUGUAAUAAUUAUAUAUAUCAUAUAAAACAAAUUAUAGCCUACAUCUUUAUAUGCGUGUGUGUAUAUAGAUUUGAAAUACUUGGGGAUCGAUAAGUGAUAGUGAAACCGAAAGGGUGAUCGGUACAAAGUUCUCCUAAGCAAUGAUCAUCAACAACAGGAUUAAUCUGUGAUUAUUAAGUGUGUUCUAUUGUGUUUUCAUUUUUUUUCUCAAACAUAUCUAUCUACGUAACAUUUAAGUGAAUAUCAUACUAGUGUUUUUUUUUUUAUUCACUACACACGUAUAUCUCGAAAUACAAAUACGUAUCAAGUGUUAAAUAAUCAGGAUGAUACGAUCGAUAAUAAUUACACUACGGGCAAGAUUAAAAGACGAGUGACCAAAAUUAGUGACAAUUAAAUAUAAUUGGAUUAUAUAACAGUGAAAAAAAGUAAAUAAAAUAAAAAAUAGCGGCGCUAUACGCCGCCAUUGUGAUAUGUGACAGAUGAGUUUGACCAUAGUUCAUUAAAAGCCAGGAAUAUUUCGUAUAUGUACUCGCGCGCGAAAUUCAUUCUGGAGCACGAAGACAAGCACGGUCACCACGGCGUUCAACAUGUUCGAGAUGUGGAGCGCGGUGAGUUCCAAGUUGGAACACUCCGCGACCUCCUCGGGUUCGCCGCUACCCCUAACGUCACAUACACCCCAGACGCCUCAUACGUCUUCAGGCAGCAUAAAAGCCCAGAUAGAAAUAAUCCCCUGCAAGGUUUGCGGAGACAAAAGCAGUGGCGUUCACUAUGGUGUAAUCACAUGCGAGGGUUGCAAAGGCUUUUUCAGAAGAUCUCAAUCAUCAGUUGUCAACUAUCAGUGUCCAAGAAAUAAAAAUUGUGUGGUAGAUCGCGUUAAUCGAAAUCGGUGUCAAUAUUGCCGGCUUCAAAAGUGCCUACGGCUUGGGAUGUCCAGAGAUGCCGUUAAAUUUGGGCGUAUGUCAAAAAAACAAAGGGAAAAAGUUGAGGACGAAGUGCGAUUCCACAGGGCGCAAAUGAGAGCAGCUUCUGAAACAGCACCAGAUAGCAGUGUUUUUGAACAUCAAACCCCGAGCAGCUCGGAUCAACAUCACUCCUAUAACGGCGGCUACACGUAUGGUGGCAGUGAAUACGCAUCUCCAGGCCCAGGGACAGGAGGCUCCGGAUACUAUAAUCAUCAAGCAAUCACUAACUACGAACUGAGUGCAGAUUACGUCGAUAGUACGACUGCCUACGAUCCAAGACCAACCCAAAAUCAAGUGGACCCAGUUGCUCCAGACACUCCUUCUGUUACGGCCGGUGCAGUUAUGGCUAACGUCGUCACUACAGGAAAAUCCUUAUCCGCUUCAACGACCGGAAGUGGAACAGGUGGAAGUAGUGGAGGAGGAAGCACUGGUAGCGGCGGUGGUGGUGGAGGUGGUGGCGGUGGUAAUAGUAGUAGCAAUAACGGUACUGGGAGUAGCAGUGGAAAUGGGGGUAGUGGUUCCGGAAAUGGUGGUUCUUUAAGUGGUGGGGGAAUAGUUGCUGUUAAACAAGAAACGACGAUUGAACUCGCUAACCUUGGUCAUGGUUCUUACACGAUGGUGGACUCGACAACAUUUCUUAACAAUCAACAACAAAGAGUCAACAAUCCACCCGAAGAUGAUGAAGCUCAUAAUCUGCCCAGUAUGUCCCAUGCAAGAUAUCCAGCACAAAUCAGCGAGUUGCUGUCAAAAACGAUAGCAGACGCGCAUGCGAGAACGUGUCUACUUACGACAGAACAGAUUCAAGAAGCGUUCCGCAAGCCUCAUGAUCUUAACAGGUUGAUAUAUUACAAGAAUAUGGCACACGAGGAAUUGUGGCUUGAAUGUGCGCAAAAAUUGACUACUGUUAUUCAACAAAUCAUCGAAUUUGCUAAAAUGGUUCCGGGCUUUAUGAAGUUUUCACAGGAUGAUCAAAUUGUCCUCCUCAAAGCCGGUUCUUUUGAAUUAGCUGUGCUACGUAUGAGCAGGUACCUAGAUCUCCAACAAAACUGUGUCCUAUACGGUGAUACAAUGCUGCCCCAGGAUGCAUUUUACACAACAGAUACUGCAGAAAUGAAGCUCAUCUCGUGUGUUUUUGAGCUUGCGAGAAGCAUAGCUGAGCUUAAACUCACAGAAACUGAACUUGCACUUUACAGUGCGACAAUUCUCCUUAGUCCUGAUCGACCAGGAUUGAAAGGCCAGAAUGAGAUAACAAAACUCUCGCAAGCUGUCAUCACAGCACUGAGGUCUGAGCUUGAACGAAAUCAUAUAUUGCCGAUCAAAGGUGAUGUGACGGUAUGUGAUGCAAUGCUUGCUAAAAUGACCCAGCUGAGAGAAAUCUCACAUCUACAUAUGGACGCCCUCGCCAAGUUCAAGCGGUCGCAGCCACAUCUUGAAUUUCCGGCCCUCCACAAAGAGCUAUUCAGCGUCGAUAGCUGAACAGCCGACGUGGAACAGGGCGACCCGACGCUAAUAGACGACGUGCAACACGAGUGAUAUAGGGUCUUGCUCUGUCAAGAUUAUUUCCUUCGUAUUGAACAUAUUGGGCCUUACGUAAACAUAACAUUGUUAUAUAUGAAGUAUACAUAAAAACAACAUAAAAUAUAUAAAUAAAAUAUAGAAGUAUAUAUAAAUAAAAAAUAUACAUGUGUACGUACUGAAAAAUGAUGAAUAAUUGAUGAGUACAUAUACAUGUGUAUAUAAAAUAGAGCUAUUGGUUGUUAUGGUACAUACACAAAGUAUAUUAUAUUGACUAAUAAUGGUUGAAUAUUUUGUAAGGAUGGUCCUGAGACAAGAAUUCAAGAAAAAUGUUCGUUUAUGCGAAUGGGAGCUCGAUUGUUGGAUAUUUUACAUUCUUUGAUGGUGAUAGACUAAUUAAAUAAAUUAAAUAAACUGAGUGCUCAUAGACGAUAUAAAAUAAUCAUUGUAGUGAUGUCCUUGAAAAGGACUUAUGUUGGUGCGAGGACGUUAAACGUAAAGCUUUUUUGUCUCGGGACUGUUCUAAUGAAUUAAUUGACACGAGGACACGUAGUUAAAUUUAACUGAGAUGAAUUUAACGGAUUAACGUUUUGGUUAACGCACUUUAUCGAUGCGCUUCUUUAAAUACGUAAAUAUUACUUCCCCUGUGCCCUCACACAUUGUAUAGAACAAUUUUAUCGUUAUGUUUUCCCUAUAAAAAAUUAUUAUUACUAUUAGCUAUUAUUAUUAUCAUUAUUAUUACUACUACUACUAUUAUUAUUAUUAUUAUUACUAUUAUUAUUGAUAAAAAAAUUACAAGAAAAUUCUAUAAAUAUAAUUGUAAAAUAAAAUUUAUAUAAAAUUUUAUUAAUUAGUUAACUUAUUGUUUUGUUAUGGUGAAGAAAACCGUGGCAGAAAUAAAAAAUAUAAUUGUAUAAAUUUCAAAUUGGAGGAAAAAAUUAAUAAGUAAUUUUGAAUUGACUCAUUUUAUAAAUGAUAUAAGAAAAAAUCUUAUAAUAAUUAAUUGAUAAGGUAAAGAAAAUUUUUAAAUAAAAUGCAAAUGCAUAAUAGUUGCAGGGCAUUAAGACUGGAAGUAAUAUUUGCACGUUCGUACAAAUAUAAAAAAUAUUAUUAUUAUUAAUAAUAAUGAUAAUUAAAUGAUGUUUAAAAUGUGGUGAAGGAUAAUAGAAAGAUUAUGUAGAUAGUGAUUUAUGAAAGAAAACUGAUGCAGUUAAUGAAUUUAAUAAACAGAUUAAAUGAAAUUAAUUCGAUUUGAUUUAAUUAAGUGUAACGAAUUACAUAUGAGUUAAAACUUGAGCUGAAAGCCACGGUGCGCAAACUGAUACGUUAAUGGUUGAUUAUUAGAAUGAAGACGUACUAUUAUUAUAUUGAUGAAUAAAUAACAAUGUUUAGGAUUCAUUUGAUUCUAGAGAAAAAAAAACACUUGCUCCCACUUGCAGAAACACGAAACACUCGAAUCUACGUAAGUGCCGUAAAAAUGAAUAAUUAAAUAAUUAAGUAAUAAUAAUAAUAUCAAUAAUGAUGAAAAUAAUAAUAGUAAUAAUUUAUAUUCAUAUUAUGAGUAAUAAUUAUUCUAAGUAUAAUUAUAAUAAAAAUUAAUAAUGGUAAUAAGUAUAUUAUUAAUAAGAACGAUAUUGAUAAAAACAAUUAAUAUUAUAAUUGAAUACGAAUUACGUAGAAUGAAAAGAAAUCUAACAAAACUUAGGUUACAAGUUACAUACACCACAAAAAUUUAGACAUAUACACACCUCACAUGUUGCAACUAGAAGUUAUUAUCGCAAUUUGGAGUUAAAUUUUAUAAUAAUAUAUAAUAAACAAAAGUUGACGGAUAAUAUAAUAAAAGUUAUUAUAUUCAAAUGAAAACCUAGGGCGACGGUGGUCGUUCGCUGAGAGUCACGUGGGUCUUAUUUUUAUUUUUCUUUCUAGAUUUAAAUAAUUUUUUUAUUUUCUAUUUAUAAUUUAAUAUUAUAUUAUAUAGAGCAUGUUUAAUAUUUUUAUAGCAAUUUAAUGUUUAACAUUUUAUAUUUAAUUUUUUUUAAAAAGACUAUAUGUUAAACGUGACCACCAAGACUUUCAGCAACGUUUUUUAACCUUUUCCCCUGUGUCCAAUAUCCGCAUUUAUACGUAUGUCCAAUGGAGAAUCAUUUAUUUAAUUAUUUUUAAUUAAUUCAUAAAUCAUUUUUUUUUUUGUUAUUGUGUAUACACACGUUAAGAAAUUUUUCAGUAUAAAGAUUAUCACCAUUUCGGACCUUGUUCUCACUGAGAAAAAAAUAUUUUUUUGAUUUAUUAUUUAUUUUAAUAAAAUUGUGUUCUUUAUGUUAUGGAUUAUUCAUGCGUUAGUAAGAAAAAUAAUUUCUAUUUUAAAGAAUGAUACUAUAUGUUUUCACUAGAUUAAUCAUUUUCAAUUAACAAUCAGUUUUAAACACUUUAUUUUGUAAGGACUAAUUAAACAUUCGUGCGAAAUAUAUAUUAUAAAAACGAAAAUUAUGAUUUAUUUAUAAUUUAUAUUUUUCAGUAAAUAAGAAUUGUUAAAAAUUUUUCAAAAUAUAUUUUAUUAAAUAUUUAAUUUAUUGUGUAUUAAAAUUUCUUUUUUUUUUCUAUUAAAGUGAUUUUUUUUCUCAGUGUACUUCAUAACAAGUAUUUGCAUGAAAAUUUUUAUUUUCAAUUGAUCUAAUAAAUAUGUAAUAAAAAGUUGUUAUUUAUCGUAUGAUCUAUGUAACUCUAUAGUUUACGAACACACAUCGCCCUCGCAGGAUUUUGCGUGCGCGCAUCGAAGUUAAUUUAGCUUUAAGAUAAUGAUAUUUAUAAUAAACAAUAAUACAAUUACACCGUUAAGUCCCUCAUCACACAAGUCUUCCGUGUGUUCGUGUUCAAAUGGGGACAAUGAAAACUUGACAUGUCGAGUGUUCAUGAAAGUAAAGAAAAUAAAAAAAUAAAAAAUUGAAAAAAAAAACAAUAAUUAUAUGAACUUAAAAAAAUAACACCAGCAAUAUGUGUUCUCUAAUAGUACAGCUGUGAUGUGGAUAAUAUCGGUUGCUAUUAUUAAUAAAAUGAGGGAAUAGACUAAUUAUGAUGUGUACCUGUUGAGAAAACUCUAAAUGGAAAUGAAAGGAGAACCAGUGAAUAAAUAUUGAAAAUAAACAAAUGAAUUUAAAUAAAAAAACAUAAUUUUCGCAUUAUAAAUACAACACGGACGCACGGAGACAAUCGUGAAAAUUUGACUGGUGAAGAGGAAAAGUAAUACCUUCGGGCUUAGAGUCUAAGACUUAGCCCUUAAUUUUGCAUUAUAAACAUAUUUAAACCGAAAUGAAUAGAUCUUCACAAGAGAGAGAGAGAGAGAAAAAAAAGUGAAAGAUAUAAGAACAGUGAAAAACAAAUACAAACAUGUAGAGUACUAAUUUAAUGAAUUAUUUUAUCAAUAAUUAAGAAGAUAUUAUUUAAAUAUAUUACGUAAGUAGUUACAUUUGUAGAGACUUACGAACAUGUGUGAUCAACGGGAAUGAGUGCGAUGAAUUAGUGAGUGAAUGAAUUAAAAAAAUAAAAACCAAUAAUAAAGAAUGUAAAAAUAAAUUAAAGAAUCAUGUCUAUGAAAUGAAAAAAUGAUUUAUAAAUAAAAAAAAAAAA